AUGGCCGGUAGAGCGGGCAUGAAACGUGAUGCUAAUCAUUUGACGACACCAGAGGCCGAUUCCAAGAAACCCAAGGCCAAUGGAAGCAUCACUUCAUUCUUUGGGGCCCCCAAAAGCAAACCCAGCGACCCAAAGCCCACUUCGUCUUCAUCGAGCUUCAACAAGCAGAAAUGGGUCGACUCAUUGACUCCAGAACAAAAGGAGCUCCUCCAACUUGAAAUUGACACUCUCGACGAGAGCUGGCUGGCACAGCUUAAGGAGGAAGUCGUCAAGCCGGAGUUCCUAGCGCUGAAGCGCUUCCUCCAGAAGGAAAAGCAAUCGGGGGCUAAAAUCUUUCCUCCCGAAGAAGAUAUCUACUCAUGGUCUCGUCAUACGCCUCUCCACAAGGUGAAGGUGGUCAUCGUCGGCCAAGAUCCUUAUCAUAAUUAUAACCAGGCUCAUGGUCUUGCAUUUUCCGUCCGCCCUCCAACUCCUGCCCCGCCUUCCCUCGUCAACAUUUUCAACGAAAUUCAGAAUGACUAUCCCUCUUUCCAAAGACCCGCAAACAAGGGUGGCCUUCUCAUACCCUGGGCUGAGCGUGGUGUAUUAAUGCUGAACACUUGCUUGACUGUACGCGCACACCAGGCCGCUAGCCAUUCAAACAAGGGAUGGGAAUUGUUCACGCAGAAAGCCAUAGACUUGGUGGCCCGAGUACGGACGCGCGGAGUUGUUUUUCUUGCAUGGGGAACACCCGCAGGGAAGCGUGUGACAGGCAUCAAUAGAGCGAAGCAUUAUGUUUUGCAAUCGGUCCAUCCAAGCCCGCUAAGUGCGUCAAGAGGAUUCUUCGGAAACCAACAUUUUAAAAAAUGCAAUGAGUGGCUUGCUGAACGUUAUGGUGCCGACGAAGUCAUUGACUGGUCGUUGACUUCGAAGAGCAAAAUCAGCUCACCUUUUACCACCAUCCAAAGCCCUGCUCUCACUGGUGCCCCGAAAAAAUCUAUCGCUAAGGAGUCAGAUGCUAGUUUGGUGAAGGAAGAGGUUUCCAAAACAACAGAGCCUGCCAAAUCUACCGAGGCCGUUGACGAGUUUGAAGACGAUCUCGAUGCGCUGGAAGCCCUAGCAGCAGCAGAAGUGACCAGGUAG
Messenger RNA from Aspergillus piperis CBS 112811, 1122 nucleotides. RefSeq names its product uracil-DNA glycosylase. Gene Ontology annotation, biological process: base-excision repair, AP site formation via deaminated base removal; base-excision repair. The record is from RefSeq and is a predicted model, not a curated record. The transcript is spliced from 3 exons. Bases 1 to 1122 code for a protein of 373 amino acids. Lineage: Eukaryota; Fungi; Ascomycota; Eurotiomycetes; Eurotiales; Aspergillaceae. Gene Ontology annotation, molecular function: uracil DNA N-glycosylase activity. Gene Ontology annotation, cellular component: nucleus; mitochondrion.